Siniperca chuatsi (mandarin fish) is the source of this 2051-nucleotide messenger RNA. RefSeq names its product cyclin-dependent kinase-like 1. The transcript has 10 exons. The record is from RefSeq and is a predicted model, not a curated record. Gene Ontology annotation, biological process: intracellular signal transduction; protein phosphorylation. Bases 425 to 1468 code for a protein of 347 amino acids. Gene Ontology annotation, molecular function: MAP kinase activity; ATP binding; cyclin-dependent protein serine/threonine kinase activity. Lineage: Eukaryota; Metazoa; Chordata; Actinopteri; Centrarchiformes; Sinipercidae. Gene Ontology annotation, cellular component: cytoplasm; nucleus.
UAAACGUCGUAAUUAGCGGCCCAUUAUUUCUGUCUUUAUGAAUAUACGUGGCAUCGUUUCAAUAUGGUGGAUUCAAAAUGAAGACUUACACUGAAUCAGCGGACUGUGCCUAAGGGAAAAAAUAACCAGAGAGGGUUACCAAGGUAGUGACGACGCACAGGACGAGGAGACAGCGGAGGGAAUGAGUAAUAGUAACUAGUAGCAGAGUUAGGGAAAGAGACCUCUGAAACCCUUACUCAAACAAUAUGCCGUAGGCUACUGAUUUUGUGAAUUUAAGCCCAAGGAGGCUGAGAGAAGUGGCUGCGCACACAUAGGUAGCCUACACGUAGCUUUGCGGACUUUUAAUGGACUUAAAUCAUCUGCAGACUCGCUACUGACUUGUCGAUGAAGACCCUUUCAGAUUCUGGACAGGUGACAGGUACUAAUGGAGAAAUAUGAAAAGCUGGCCAAAAUUGGUGAGGGCUCCUAUGGUGUGGUGUUCAAAUGCAGACACAGAGAUACUGGCCAGAUAGUUGCCAUCAAGAAGUUUGUGGAAUCUGAAGAUGACCCGGUCAUUAAGAAGAUUGCAUUGCGAGAAAUACGUAUGCUGAAGCAGCUGAAACAUGUGAAUCUGGUCAACCUGCUGGAGGUCUUCAGGAGGAAAAGACGGCUCCACUUGGUGUUUGAGUUCUGUGAGCAGACGGUCCUCAAUGAGCUGGACAAACACCCUCGAGGGGUACCUGAGACUCAGCUGAAAAGUAUAGUGUGGCAGACUCUGCAGGCUGUUAACUUUUGCCACAAGCACAAUUGCAUCCACCGUGAUGUAAAGCCAGAGAACAUCCUCCUCACCAAAACCGGAGUCAUCAAGCUCUGUGACUUUGGCUUCGCCCGCAUUCUGACAGGACCAGAGGAUGACUACACAGACUACGUAGCGACCCGCUGGUACCGGGCCCCUGAGCUGCUGGUUGGGGAUACUCAGUACGGACCUCCUGUGGAUGUGUGGGCUCUGGGCUGUGUCUUCGCUGAGUUGCUCCAUGGCAAUCCACUCUGGCCCGGGAAGUCUGACGUUGACCAGCUAUACCUCAUCCGAAAAACUCUAGGUGACCUGAUCCCUCGCCACCAGCAGGUCUUCCGCUCUAACGUUUUCUUCAGUGGAGUCAGUAUUCCUGAACCUGACACGACGGAGCCCUUGGAAAAGCGCUUCCAUGGAGUGUCUCUUCAUGCCCUCCAGGUUAUGAAGUCAUGCCUGGUGAUGGACCCCUCUCUCCGGCUGUCCUGUGAAGAGCUGCUGGAGCUGCCUUACUUCCAGGAGGAAGGAGGAGCCAACUGGGGCCGUGAGGGUGAGCGCCCAGGAAGACGACAUGACAAAGGCUCCCGACGCAGACAGGCAGGGGCUCAGUACCUGCCUCAGUUACCAAACAGCAACAUCUCACCAGCACCAGAUGUCAAGAAACAGGUGAAGCAUAAAUAUCACCUGCCCAACAUUUAAUAAACUAACAAAUUGAUCUACAAGUUUGUGGCUGAACUGAGAAAGAUGGACUUGUGCUAUGCUUUGUGCAAUCAUUUGAAUACAGUCCAAUUUGAAGACGUGUUUGAAGCAAAUAUUUUUGGCGUGACAGUGAGAAAGUGUAUUUUAUUUUUAUCAUUACUUUCAUAUGUCAUGUUUGUUGACAUCAUCACUUAAUAUUCUUUACACAACAAACAAUAGUUGGGGCAUUUACAGUUGCAGGUUAGGCGACACACUUGCAGUACUAUUACCAAAUAAUACAGUAUGUGUCAGAGUUGAAGACACCUUGCACCAGAUGCAAUGGGUACUGUAUUAUCACAUCUCUAUAAAAUUAUAUUAAGCAGUGUGCCAUCCUCACUUGGACAAAAACACUAUAGUUUUCCUGUUUUUUGUUGCAGUCAAUGACAACAACUGAUCCCCAUGCAGGUUCAUACUGGCUACAAAAUAUGUACUACAUGUAAUACAGUACCAUAUAUAAUGCUGUAUACUUGCUGUAUAACUUCCUUACACAGUCUUAUUAAGGUUUAAUAAAGCCUGCCAUGACAGUAAUUUAAUGGGUUCUUAA